CUCCAAAGUUACAAACCAGUUUUUGAGAGCACCGCAUGUGGCACUGGCAAAUGAAUAUGGAAAAAUUUUGGCUGAUGCAAUAUUGAAUUUAGUACAAUUUCGUAAAUAUUCUUGCUAUACUAAUUUUUUUGCUACAGUUUAAAAAUAAUCACUUAAAAAAUGGCAGAAGAAGAUGCGAUGUUCGAUCCUACUCUCAUAAAGAAAAAGAAGAAGAAGAAGACUGCUUUUGAUAUCGAUGCGGCUUUAGCAGAAGGCUCUGGGGAUGCCAUCGAAAAUGUAAACAACUCAAUCUCCAAUAAUGUGGCAGACGAUAACAAAGAGGAAGAUAUUGACGAUAAUGUUGAUAUCGACUUAGAUUUUAGUAAAAAAAAGAAAAAGAAGAAGAAACCGUUCAAUAUGGAAGAAUUAGAAAGUACUCUCCCCGAUGGAAAGGAUAAAGAGGAUUCCGCUUUAGAUAACAUCACGAACCAAGAUGAUUCGAUAAUGGAUGACAAUUUCGAUUUAGACUUCAGUAAAACGAAGAAGAAGAAGAAAAAGAAGAAAGAUUUAGAUGAGCUCAUAGCCGAAGCUGAUGAUAAGCAAGAUGAUAAGGAAAAUGUGGAAAGUAUCCCCGAAGCCGUUGAAGAUUCUACGGUCUCGUGGACGGGUUCCGAUCGAGAUUAUACGUACGACGAGCUAUUAAACCGAGUUUUUGAAAUUAUGAGAGAUAAAAAUCCUGAUAUGGUAGCCGGUAAGAAGCAGAAAUUCGUCAUGAGACCUCCGCAGGUUGUCAAAAUUGGAACGAAAAAGACUUCCUUCGCGAAUUUCACGGAAAUUUGUAAAACGCUUCAUCGGCAGCCGAAACAUUUACUUGAUUUCUUGCUUGCCGAGUUGGGUACUAGUGGAUCUGUGGACGGAAAUAGCCAAUUGAUUAUUAAAGGUCGAUUUCAACAGAAACAAAUUGAGAACGUCUUGAGAAGAUAUAUAAAAGAAUACGUGACCUGUCACACGUGUCGUUCGCCGGAUACAAUUUUACAAAAAGACACGCGACUUUUUUUCCUACAGUGCGAAACGUGCGGAUCGAGAUGUUCCGUUACAAGCAUCAAGUCCGGUUUUCAGGCCGUUACAGCAAAACGUGCUGCCAUUCGUGCAAAAACUUCUUAAGUACACUUGCUGCAAUAUUUUGUAGGUCGAAACUUUGUUAAUUUAUUAAUUCAAAAUUAAUAACGGUUGUAUACAUUUAUAAAAACAUGUUGUGUAUGUACUCAGCGAUAGUAAAACCUAUAAUAGAUUUUAUAAAAUCAAACUAACAAAUACAGUGGAUGAUAUAAUU
Messenger RNA from Photinus pyralis (common eastern firefly), 1312 nucleotides. It is a transcript of the gene eIF2beta, whose product is annotated as eukaryotic translation initiation factor 2 subunit 2. The transcript is spliced from 5 exons. The coding region runs from base 160 to 1143 and encodes 327 amino acids. The record is from RefSeq and is a predicted model, not a curated record. Gene Ontology annotation, biological process: formation of cytoplasmic translation initiation complex; formation of translation preinitiation complex; translational initiation. Gene Ontology annotation, cellular component: eukaryotic translation initiation factor 2 complex. Gene Ontology annotation, molecular function: mRNA binding; translation initiation factor activity; translation initiation factor binding. NCBI's taxonomy places the organism in Eukaryota, Metazoa, Arthropoda, Insecta, Coleoptera, Lampyridae.